Molecule: messenger RNA, 3879 nt
Organism: Cuculus canorus (common cuckoo)
Lineage: Eukaryota; Metazoa; Chordata; Aves; Cuculiformes; Cuculidae
Gene: ENTREP3
Product: endosomal transmembrane epsin interactor 3
Exons: 12
Coding region: 649-2697 (682 amino acids)
Cellular component (GO): membrane
Source: RefSeq, a predicted model, not a curated record
AGCUCCGCAGGCUGAGGGACCGGUGCCGGAGCUGCCCCGCGCCUCGCCCGCCCCGCGGCCCCGGUGCAGCCGGGGAUCCCGGAGGCCGCCGGCGGAGGCGAUGCUCGCCCGCUCCCCGCUCUGCGCGCCGCCGCCCGGGCACCCCCGGCAACCGGGGACCGCGGGGCGGUGACCCCGCCGACACCGGAGGAUGCUCGUGGGCGGCGGCCGCUCCCGCAUCCCGGUCCUCGGUUCCUGCAUCCCAGCGCUGCUCCGGGAGCCGGUGACCCGGUCCGGCCCCCGCAUCCCGGGCUGCGGUUCCCGGUCCCCGCGGGGCGGGAUGGAGGAGGAGGAGGAGGAGGCGCCGGGGCCGCGCUCUGCCUCCCGCCGCUGGCUCUAGCCCGGCGCUCCGGGCGGGAUGCGGAGAUAGCGGUGAGGCUGCCGGAACGCCCCGCAAAGCUUCUGGCGGCCCCCGGUCCCUCGUGGCCGCGGGCGCUGCCCCCGGGGCAAGGGAGGAGCCACCCUCAGCAUCCUCCGGGACGAGAAAGGUGGAGCUCGACGCAGACCGUCCGUUCCUGCAUCCCCCGAGCCGGCUCCGUCCUGGCUCGGUGCCGCCGGCUGCCCCGGGGCUCAGGGGCUGGUUGCCCCCACUCGCCCCCCGGGGCAACCAUGCCCUCCCCGAGCGAGUCCAGCCGCUCGCUGACCGGCCGAGCGUCCCGCAGCCUCACCCACCUCCGCGUCCAGCGGACCUGGCUGCAGAUCCUGCUGGUGCUGGGCUUCAUUCAAGUCAUCCUGGGCAUCCUCAUCGUCACCUUCAGCCUGGUGGCGGCCACCAUCACGCCCUCCGCCAAGAUCCGGCAUUCCUGCCCAUCCUGGGCCGGCUUCUCACUGGCGCUGUCUGGGCUUGUUGGCAUCGUCUCCUGGAAGCGGCCGCUCACCCUGGUGAUUACCUUCUUCACGCUGCUGUCGGUGCUGGGCAUCAUGCUGAGCCUUGCUGGAUCCAUCCUGUCCUGCCAGAACGCACAGCUGGUGAAGUCUCUGGAGGCCUGUGAGAGGGAGAGGGACUCAUGCGUCUGCUGCCAGGCCCACUUGGAGCCCCUGCCUGCCUCGUGCAGCCGCCAGAGUGAAAUGCUGACCAUGUACCCCAACUCCGACUGCCGGAGCAUCCGUGUGGCACUCAAGGACCUCCUCUUCAGUGUCUGUGGCUUGACCAUCUUCUCCACCAUCAUCUGCACGCUCUCCGCUGUCGUGUGCUGCAUCCAGAUCUUCUCCCUCGACAUUGUCCAUGUGCUGGUCCCCCAGCGCUCGAGCUCUGUGACACUGGAAUGCACAUCCCCUCCCGACACCUUCCUGCAGAGCAUGAUGGACUUUGAGGAAUUCGUGCCUCCGGUACCACCACCCCCCUACUACCCACCCGAGUACACCUGCAGCUCCGAGACUGAUGCGCAGAGCAUCACCUACAACGGGUCCAUGGACAGCCCUGUGCCCCUCUACCCAACCGACUUCCCCCCAUCCUAUGAGACCGUGAUGGGGCUGCGGGGGGACAGCCAGGCCACUCUGUUUGAGUCGCAGCUGACGGAGGGCCCGCACGCCUGUACCUGCGACCGCGUCCCCUCCAUUGUGCUCAGCGGAGAAGUAUCCAUGGACAGCGGGUCCCUGAUCAUGUCCGAGAUCAUGGACAUCCCUGGGGACAGCAGCCCCUCGGAGGAUUCGUGCCUGCUGGAGCUGCAGGGCUCCAUGCGCUCCGUUGACUACGUCCUUUUCCGCUCUAUCCAGCGCAGCCGCGCGGACUAUUGCCUGAGCGUGGACUGCGUGCAGUGCAGCCACCACGUGCGCAGCCCCACAUUGGGCUUGCAGGGCCCCUUCGAGGAGGUGCCCCAGCCCCGGGUGCGGGGCGAGCGCUCCUACUCCUGUUCCACGGCAGAACCCAACCACGACGGCAUCUUGGUUGGAGGAGCCAUCACCCACAGCUGCAAUCGCCUGGAGGGGCUCGCCCGCUGCGCUGGCCCCUGCUUCCCCGAGGUGCGGCUCAAGGAGAAGGGCUUGCCACAGGGACGUGGGGGCAACCGCUCUGUGGGACCCAGUACCGGGCGCUUCGGCCAACCGCGACGCAACAGCGAGACCUCCUGCCCCUCAUCCCCAGCCCCGGCGCUGAGCCAGCGCCCACUGGUGAGGUCGCACAGUGAUCCUGGGGUACUGACAGCCACCCAUGCUGCAGAUUUCAGGGAAGUACUUUAUACCAAAGCACUGGAGGACACCGUGUCCAACUCCUCGGCAGAUACAGGGCUGUGCUCAGAAUCCUGCCUGCUCCGCCAUUCGCACUGUGACUCCCCGCUGCUGCUCCGGGCCAGCUCGGUGGGGAAGAACAAGCUGCUGCCCUCCAAGAAGGUGACGCAGCAGCUGUCAAAGACAACAACUCGCUCACUGGGGGACCUCAAGGUCUGCCGAAGCACACGCGGGCUGGUGGCCAGGUUCCUGCAGAGACCCAAACGCAGCCCACCAGCGGGCAUGGAAGUGCCUGAGCACAGCUCCCAGGGACACAAGCAGGUUCCCUGGAGUGCCUGGCCGGGAGCGGAGCAGCCGCACGAAGGCAUCCACCUGCAGAGCUGUGGGGACCUGAGCUCCACUUCAUCCCUGCGCCGACUCCUGUCUGCACGUCGGCUGGAGCGCAGCCGCCCGCGCAGCCUCAGCGGGACCUGCAAGGAGAGUGUCCUCUGACCAAGCACCCGUGGGGACCCUCUGGGACAGGGACAGGGGUCCCGCUCGGGGCCAGGACCCUCGGACACUGCUCAGAUGUUGCUGCUGCCCCGGCGGGGCUGGGACCUGUGCCGCUGCCCUGAGGUCCGGGCUGAGCCCCUUCCCCAGGCAGGGCCGAGGCAAGGGGCUGGUCCCCUGGGCUCUGUUUGGCCUGUCCCCUUCCCUGUCCCCUCUGCCACACAGGCCUGUCCCCUGCCUUGUCCCUUCUGCCAGACAGGCCUGUCUCCUGCCCUGUCCCUUCUGCCAGCUGUGCCUGUCCCUUACUCUGUCCCCUCUGCCAGCCAUGCCUGUGCUCUGCGCUGGCCGUGCCUGUCCCCUACUCUGUCCCCUCUGCCAGCCUUGCCUAUGCCAUGUGCUGGCCGUGCCUGUCCCUUGCCCUGUCCCUUCUGCCAGCUGUGCCUGUCCCCUACUCUGUCCCCUUUGCCAGCCAUGCCUGUGCCGCGUGCUGGCCGUGCCUGUCCCUUGCCCUGUCCCCACUGCCAGCUGUGCCUGUCCCCUACUCUGUCCCCUCUGCCAGCCUUGCCUGUGCCGCGUGCUGGCUGUGCCUGUCCCUUGCCCUGUCCCCACUGCCAGCUGUGCCUGUCUCCUACUCUGUCCCCUUUGCCAGCCAUGCCUGUGCCGCAUGCUGGCCGUGCCUGUCCCAUGUCCUGUCCCCUGUGCCAGCCGUGCCCGUGCCCUGCCCUGUGUCCCCCUGUGCUGGCUGUGCCUGUACCUGGGAUGGCCACAUCUGCCCCUGUGCUGGCUGUGCCCGUCCCCUGCCCUGUCCCCCGUGUGCUGGCCAUGCCUGUCCCCCACACUGGCUGUGCUUGUCCCCUGCCCUGUCCCUUGACCUGUCCCUUGACCCGUGCCUUGCCCUGUGCCCUGCCCUGUCCCGUGGUGUGCCCUGUUCCUCCCGUGCCUUGUCCUCCACCCUCUCCCCUGUCCUGCCCUGUCCCCUGCCCUGUCCCCCAUACUGGCUGUGCCUGUCGCUUGCCCUGUCCCCUCCCUUGCCCUGUCCUGCCCCUUGCCCUGUCCCCCACACUGGCUGUGCCUGUCCCUUGCCCUUUCCUGUCCUCCCCACCCUUGCGCUGUCACCCGUCACACCCUGCCCUUUCCCCUGUCCUGCCCUAUUGCUGUCCUGGCCUUUGCCCUGUUCCCUACACU